GGGCUUGCUGUACGCAGGCAGCGUUAUAUAUAGUUGUAAGCCAUCAGAAUCAGCUGAGGAACGCAUAUACUAGUAGUCGCCAUGGAUCGCGCGAAAUUCAUGCCCAGCGAUACGAAUGACGAUGAAACGACGGCGCAUGCCCAUGAUGUACUGUCUGCAUUCCAAAAGGAGAAGCUUGGAUUCUACUUUAGUCUAUUAGAUGUCGACAAGGAUGGAAAGCUGUCCAAGCAAGACGUGGAAAAGUUUAGCGAGACGUGAGCCUGGAGUCGUGGCUGGACGCGUGGGUAGCGAUGUUGAAGCGUACGAUGGCACUCACUGACCUGCCCUACUCCGUGCAGCUUCACUGCAAAACCCUGUUCAAGACCAUCGACAGAGAUGAUGAUGGAGUCAUAUCGCUGCAAGAGUUGCAGGAAUAUUACCGGGAUUUCAUAUGCAUGCAGAAGGAGUGCGUCGAGGCCCAGGCCUGCGCGGGUUACAAGGCCAUGACAGCGAAUGGAUCAUACAAGUUGGACAUGACGGUGUGGGGUGAGAUGUACGCGAACAUGCUGCUAGGCAAGCAGGUGUACGGCCCGGGAGAAUACAUCUUCGGUGUCUUCGCAAUAGGCCGCGAGACAGAGCAUUUUAAGCUGACGAUGCCGUCAAUGGAGGACGGAGAUGAGGCAAGGUCAAGCAAGGUCAACCAUGUGCCGCACGUGCCCCGAAAAAAACUAGUCAUUCGCAGUUAACAGGAAACCACGCCGUGGCCGCAAACAUUUGCUGUGGUGAUGCGGGAUCGAUGUUUUGGCAACGGAGGGAUGCUGGUUUAUUAUUCCGUACGAUGGCGCCACCGUUCAUAUACAGGGUUUUUUGGGUCCUAGAAAACCUAGUCAGUCGUGGUAUUUUAAUUUGCCGUUUCCAAGUCCUUUCCCGUUAAAAGCCCUGAAAAAUAGGCUAUAGUCCUAGAAAGUGGUAGAAAAUUGGUUCAUGUCGUCCUUGUCUGAGAAGCAAUUAAACCUGAUGCAUGCAAAAGUUUGUUCACUCAUAUGAUUGGAAUUAGAUACGAGGCGAAAAUGCAAUCGGCAAAAUCCUUUUCGCCAUUUUAACGCUCCUGGAAAACUUGGAAAACGUUCUGCCUUGAUUGUACGAUCCCUGAAUGAGUAUUUCGUGCCCGAACAUUGAAGUCUCCUUAGAUGUAGGUAUAGCUAUAGGGUUAAAAACUUAAACACCGCGCAACUAUUGCGAGGUAGAACUAUAUGCGUGCAUGCAGCAAUGAAUACACGAGCGUAGUAUACGUUGUUCUCAUACAUACUGCACGGGUGCAGAUAUAGACAUAUUGGAGUCCGCUCUGAGUAGUCGUUGUAGGUGGUUAUGUUUGAGAUUGUUCACUUCAUGUGUUGGUUACUGCGAGGCGUUACAUUUGGUUUGCUGCUAUCGCCGAUGCAAAACGUUCGAUCGCAGCAAAAGAGCUGAUUACGAACGCAGUUAUAUUUUGAAACAUUUCGAAUAUUUGCGACAUAUUGAAUAUUAUCAAUCUAGAGAAGUAAAGGUGCCAGUUACCGCGCCGCAUUUAUCGCUCCAACAUCUAAACGUCUCGCAAUCGCCUCGCUCGUGUAAUAUUGUCAUAGCAAUUUUCGCCACCAUGUGGCUCCAGUGUGUUGGUGCUUGCUGCGCACUCUGCAAAUUGACAGUUGACUACGAACUCACUGAUCGGUGUAAUCGAUUCCAUUCCCCAGAAUUAAUCAUAAAAGUUUCGCGUUCUUUUUUAUGCGUGAUAAUCGGUGUAGCAAAUUCGCAUCGCGGAUUGUUGUGCCGUAAUGCAGUACGUUUGCAAUUACUUACCUCGCAACACAGGCGUUCUAAAUUAUUUCGGUAUCAUGGAGUGCAAGCACGAAUCAAUUUCUGACAUUCUAAGCGAGCCAGACUCAUGAUGGAACGGCUCAGGCAGCGAAUUAGAAUGUUACAUUAUAACCGGUGGUUUUAUUCGUAGGGUUUCUACUCGUUUCAACAAGUAAUUAAAUAUGACAAGAAACAAAACAGGUGAUAUGUUUGGUAGCGAGCUGGCAAAUGGAAUUUCGCAAACACGAUACUCACGCAUAAUGUUUCAACACAUUUCAAAGAAAAAGGCCUACUUAAAAAUUCUAGUAUGCUAUGUCUCAUUUACAGCUGCUAUUAUAACACCCAGAUAGAAUAUAACUGGCAGUUAUACGCCCCGUGUUAUCAUGCAGGUCAGCGAAAAAUCUGUCAACGUUGGUGAGACCGAAUAAACAAACGGCGAAGAAAUGUUAGAAUCGACUGUUUAUUCUUAAAAAGAAAAUGUUUUUAAUAUUUCUAUAAUUGUUUUGUGUUCACUUUAUUUGUCUUUCUUCGCUAUCCACCGCACGUGCUUGCGAGUGCACAUAUAAUAUUACAAUCCGCCUACAGCGUA
Molecule: messenger RNA, 2404 nt
Organism: Priapulus caudatus
Lineage: Eukaryota; Metazoa; Priapulida; Priapulimorpha; Priapulimorphida; Priapulidae
Exons: 6
Coding region: 291-725 (144 amino acids)
Molecular function (GO): calcium ion binding
Source: RefSeq, a predicted model, not a curated record